UCGAACCCGGGUUUAUUACUUCUUUAUACUCUCUCUAGCCGCAGAGAAGAGUGUAGCCCCCGUCUUCUCCUCGAGACUGAUCCACCGCUUCUCCGACGAAUGCAGAGCUUCGAUUAAGUCUCCCGAGUCCUUUCCAUCGAAGCGGAGCUUCGAGUAUUAUCGGUUGCUCGCGAGCAUCGAUUUGAGAAGACAGAGGAUGAAUCUCGCCGCCAAGUCUCAAUCCCUUGUUCCAUCAGAAGGAAGCAAAACGAUUUCUUCUGGAAACGACUUUGGAUGGUAAAUUAUAAAAAAAGUUAUCUUUUUCUUCUUUUGAUGUUUUCAAAUGUUAAAGUUUGUAUUUUUAUGUGUUUUUGACUACACGUGGUUCGACAUUGGGACACCGAGUGUAUCGUUUCUUGGGGCGUUAGAUUCCGGAAGUGACCUCCUUUGGAUUCCUUGCAACUGUGUGCAGUGCGCUCCUUUAGCUUCCACUUACUACAGCAGCUUGGCUACUAAAGAUCUUAACGAGUAUAAUCCCUCAGCUUCAACCACCAGCAAGGUGUUCCCCUGCAGCCAUAAGCUCUGUGAGUCAGCUCCAGCCUGUGACAGUCCGAAGGAGCAAUGUCCUUAUACCGUUAGCUACGCUAGCUACAACACCUCCAGCUCGGGGUUGCUCGUUGAGGACGUCUUGCAUCUUGCGUAUAGUGCCAAAGCUUCUUCUUCUGUCAAGGCUCGAAUUGUUGUAGGAUGUGGUAAGAAGCAGAGUGGUGAGUUCUUGGAGGGGAUUGCUCCAGAUGGUGUGAUGGGUUUAGGACCUGGAGAGAUCUCGGUUCCUAGUUUUCUUGCCAAAGCGGGACUCAUGCGGAACUCUUUCUCCAUGUGCUUUGAUGAGGAGGACUCGGGGAGGAUUUACUUUGGUGAUAUGGGACCGUCCACGCAGCAGUCAACACGUUUCCUUCCGUACAACAAUGACUUUGUGGCUUACAUUGUUGGUGUGGAGGCUUGUUGUAUAGGCAAUUCGUGUCUAAAGCAGACGAAUUUCACAACACUUAUCGACAGUGGACAGUCAUUUACUUUUCUACCUGAAGUAAUAUACAGAGAAGUUGCACUUGAGAUUGAUAGUCAUAUAAACGCUACUGUUAAGAAGAUCGAUGGUGGUCCAUGGGAGUACUGCUAUGAAACUAGUGUUAAGCCAAAGGUGCCAGCGAUCAAACUCAAGUUCUCGUCCAAUAACUCAUUCCUGAUUCACAAACCUUUGUUUGUACUCCAACGAAGUCAGGGGCUUGUUCAGUGUUGCUUGCCUAUCAGUGCUACUGAAGAAGGCACUGGAGGAGUCAUAGGACAGAACUACAUGAGAGGGUACCGAAUAGUUUUCGAUAGAGAAAACAUGAAGCUUGGCUGGUCAUCUUCCAAAUGUCAAGAGGAUAAGAUAGCGCCACCUCAGGAGGCUUCACCAGGAAGCCCUUCGUCACCAAAUCCAUUGCCAACAGAGGAGCAGCAAAGCAGAAGCCAUGCGGUUUCACCAGCAAUUGCAGGUAAAACUCCUUCAAAACAUCAUCAGCAUCAUGCCGCUUCUCUUCCAUGAGAUUAUUAUUCAACUCUCUUCUUCUUCUCCUUCUACUACUUGGAGUUGUCUCUUAUAUGUAGAGAGAAACAUUGUAUUAUCAGAAGAAAAAAACAUAACUAUUUUGCCUUUGCAUAUAUAUAAGAAGAGUUCAUUUUAUAAAGUC
Messenger RNA from Brassica napus (rape), 1709 nucleotides. RefSeq names its product aspartic proteinase-like protein 1. Gene Ontology annotation, molecular function: aspartic-type endopeptidase activity. The coding region runs from base 323 to 1564 and encodes 413 amino acids. NCBI's taxonomy places the organism in Eukaryota, Viridiplantae, Streptophyta, Magnoliopsida, Brassicales, Brassicaceae. Gene Ontology annotation, biological process: proteolysis. The record is from RefSeq and is a predicted model, not a curated record. The transcript has 8 exons.